AUUGCUAUCCAACUUACUGACGCAUACCGGCCGUUUAUCCUCUCUCUCUCUCUCCUUUGGCUGCUUGGAUAACUUCAGUGUUAUAUUUACCUCAGCGGAGACGCGCCAAGAAUUAUCAGAGACUUCUUGUCUUCAACAUGGCCGAGAACUUGGUCCCAUCGACUACAGCAGCGGGAGUAGACUCCCUUCCUCAUCCUGCUGCCGACUCUACGCGCGGGUUGCCAUAUUAUGAGAAACUGCGACGUGACCUGCGCGAGACCCUACAAAAGAAGAGACUGCUGGAUAAAAACAUGAGUACACUAGAAGACAGCAUCUACCGUUUCGAAACGUCAUAUCUGGACGACACUUCCGGCGUGGGCAACAUUAUUCGCGGUUUCGACAAUUACAUCAAAGCCACAUCUGCCACUGGUCCUGGAGGCGCAGGGAGCGCCGGUGGUGCUGGGGCCGGAAGACGGAGGGCGGCGGGCGGUAUCAACGAUGCGGAUCGAGUGUUUAGCCGGAGUAGUGUUUCGUACACUGGGGAAAACACAGCUGGCGGGACACCAACACCGACGCCAUCUGCAGGCGUGAAUGCGGGUUCUGGCGCCGGUGCUGCAAGGGAUAGUGCACACGGCACACCUGCAAGCACGGCUAGCGGAAGAGGCGGGAGCGCUGCAGUCGGAGGAGGCUCGACGGUGAAGAAGUCAAAAAAGAACACCGGUGGUGGAGGUGCCAACGCUUCUUCUUCUGCUGCAGCUGCAGCUGCUGCCGCAGCGACUGAUGACGAAGAAGGCGGGAAAGCCACGAAACGAAUGAAGAUUAGUUAUGGGAGAGAUUGAUAUCUCUUGUCUCCUAUUUUCGUCACAACUAUUUCUUGCUUUAAUUUUUUCCCCGCGCUUUCUCCUACCGGCAGUGGAUCAGCGUUCGCUUCUCUUGGGCAGUUUUGAGAAGCAGAGGCGUUAUUAUGGACGGGAAAGACUAGGCGUUUUCUUUUUCUUUUCGGGGAUUGAGACUAUGUCAGGGCACAAAGGAGGCUGGUCGUUACAACGCACGUCCUUUAAACCCCUCGUGCAUGCUACCAUGACGUCUUUUUUCAUUUCCUUAAUCAAAGUACACUUACAAGAUUAAGAUGUACGUUUGUUUAUUUUGCAUUUUACAGAUACCCA
Xylona heveae TC161 is the source of this 1145-nucleotide messenger RNA. RefSeq names its product NuA4-domain-containing protein. The transcript is spliced from 3 exons. Gene Ontology annotation, cellular component: NuA4 histone acetyltransferase complex. The record is from RefSeq and is a predicted model, not a curated record. Lineage: Eukaryota; Fungi; Ascomycota; Xylonomycetes; Xylonales; Xylonaceae. The coding region runs from base 138 to 818 and encodes 226 amino acids.